CUCUUCCCAACUGCAGAGUUCAGGCUCUCCUUCAUGUCGUCUGAAACUCCCUCUACAUCAUCUAAGCCGACCGCAACAUUCAUCAAGAAGAAAACAAGGCCAGCCAACGUUCGCAAGCGCGACACCUCGCCAACCUUAUCAUCUGACCCAUCUUUACCAGUCAUCUCAUCGUCCUCUGCAGUUGUGCGUCCAAUUUCCAAGACGAGUGCCAACCCCCUCAUUCAAGGCACAAAGCGAACGUAUUCGCAACGAGAGAAUGACGACAAUGAUGACAGGGGGCCGGACGUCAAGUGGAAGGCAUCUGGUAAUAUUAAAGAACUGAUGGAUGCAGAAAAGGAAAGGAUAUCAAAGGAAGAGGAACAAGAAAUUCUCAAAAAGUAUAAGCGGGAUGCUGAGAAUGAGGAGAGGGAAGAUGAUGGUUUAUAUCAUGGAUCGGCAGCUUAUAAGUCGCAUAUGCGAAAGCGAGAGGAUGGUGGCGUCCCUAAGGCUAUGCGUGUCGGCCCUCAAAAGUCCACGAGCACUAUUCGAACCGUCACCGUGGUUGAUUAUCAACCCGAUGUGUGUAAAGACUAUAAAGAAACUGGUUAUUGUGGAUUUGGCGAUACAUGCAAAUUCUUGCAUGAUCGUGGAAAUUAUCUCCAAGGGUGGCAGCUUGACAAGCUCGCUGCAGAUCCCAAGAAGAAUGCUCAGAAGGAAGAGUCCGAUUCAGACGAUGAAGAUAUCCCUUUCGCCUGCUACAUCUGCCGCAAACCCUACACAAAUCCAAUCGUAACACGAUGCACCCACUAUUUCUGCAGUGCAUGUGCCAUUAAACGGUUCGCAAAAACUCCCAAGUGCGCAGCGUGUGGCGCGCCAACAGGGGGCAUAUUUAAUCGUGCAGAUAAAGUGAUCGCGAAGAUGCGAGAGAAAGAGAAGGCGAAGAAGAAGCGAGAUGGGAUAGAGGGAAAUGAUGAUGAUGAUGGCAGUGAUAGCGCGAGUGCUUCAGGGUUGAAUGUUGAAUUUGGCAAUUUAUAAUUGAUUGCAUUUCUUUUAUAACUCAUCCCCGAGUCUUGUGUCCAUAUCCUGUAUGAUCAAUGAACAUUCGCAGAAGGCAACUCUCAG
Cantharellus anzutake is the source of this 1101-nucleotide messenger RNA. RefSeq lists its product as uncharacterized. The transcript is spliced from 4 exons. Gene Ontology annotation, molecular function: metal ion binding. Gene Ontology annotation, cellular component: U2-type spliceosomal complex. The record is from RefSeq and is a predicted model, not a curated record. The coding region runs from base 34 to 1014 and encodes 326 amino acids. Lineage: Eukaryota; Fungi; Basidiomycota; Agaricomycetes; Cantharellales; Hydnaceae. Gene Ontology annotation, biological process: snoRNA splicing.